AAAAUGACCGACCAAAAUUUAAGCAAAACAAUUGAAUCCCUAAAAAUAAGUGAAGACGAUACUGUUUCAUCACCAACCAACUAUGAAAUGAUUAAAGCCGAAAAGACUGGCGAAAACAAACGUGUUGGCUUGAUUACUUUAAAUAGACCUAAAGCGCUCAAUGCCUUGUGUAAUCAAUUAAUGGAUGAGCUAGCCGAUUCGCUUCAAAAAAUGGAUAAGGACCAAUCUCUUGGGGCUAUUAUUGUUACUGGAAGUGAGAAGGCUUUUGCUGCUGGGGCUGAUAUUAAAGAAAUGGCUCCCAAAGAAUUUGCUCACGUUUUUGGUACCGGUUUUCUUGAAAAUUGGUCUCAGGUUUCUAAAUUGCGAAAGCCUGUAAUUGCUGCUUUGGCAAUGAUGUGCGAUAUAAUUUAUGCUGGAGAAAAAGCAAUGUUUGGACAACCCGAAAUUAAAAUUGGGACUAUACCAGGUGCUGGCGGAACUCAACGAUUGACCAGAAUUGUUGGCAAGUCGUUGGCAAUGAAAAUGUGUUUGACUGGUGAUCCUAUUGACGCUAAAACUGCAUUACAAGCUGGAUUGGUUGCUGGGGUAUUCCCUCCCGAUCAACUGGUUGCUGAAACAAUUAAAUUAGCUGACAAAAUUGCUUCUCAUUCUCAACUUUUGGUUGGUAUGGCUAAACAAGCUGUCAAUCGCGCUUAUGAGUCUACUUUAGAAGAAGGAUUACUUUUUGAACGUCGAAUGUUUCAUACUACUUUUGCAACUAAUGACCGAAAAGAAGGGAUGACUGCAUUUAUGGAUAAACGUCAACCAAAAUGGCAACAUUCUUAA
Meloidogyne enterolobii is the source of this 825-nucleotide messenger RNA. Lineage: Eukaryota; Metazoa; Nematoda; Chromadorea; Rhabditida; Meloidogynidae. The record is from the annotation of a GenBank genome assembly.